UUUUCUUAAGAACUUAUAUUAAGCGUUAUUUUAUAAUUCCGCUUAACGUAGCACUACAUACGAACCACUAAAUAUGUUAUCGAUUUCAUCCCUACUUAAAGAUUUAUACUUGUAACGAAAAAUGGGAAGCGAUAAGAAGAAAAAAAAGCAUAAACAUAAGCGCAAGGAACACAAAGAAAAACACAAGACAAGAAAGUCCAAAAAACAUGAAAAACACAGACGUGAGAGAAGCAAAGACAAUGAGACUUCGGUUUCACAACCGGCAGCAACAGCCAAUCCUCCCCAGGCUGAAAGUGGCGAUGAGGACUUUGCCAUACCAAUAGCGUUGAUGAACAGCAAAUCCCACGCCCCAGAGACACCGGAGGAAUAUCAGCGGCGUCAGAGUCAGAUUCGUCGCGAAGUUGAUCCGGUUACUGGGCGAAUACGUCUAAUAAAGGGCGACAGUGAAAUUCUAGAAGAGAUUGUGAGUAAAGAUCGACACACAGAAAUCAACAAAAAGGCAACUAGGAGCGAUGGCGAAUACUAUGAAGCCCACUCUCUCGGCUCGGCCCGUCGCCAGGCGAAACCAAAGUAAUAUUUCUCUACUUCAAUCUUUUUUCCUCUUUUUUUUUUUAUUAUGACUUUUAAUAAUAGUUAAAUAUGUAACGGAUAAACUUAAAUAAACAAAUGCUAGCUUGCGGACUAUUCAUAUAUAUAGUCAAUAUAAUAUAUACACGUA
Molecule: messenger RNA, 718 nt
Organism: Drosophila willistoni
Lineage: Eukaryota; Metazoa; Arthropoda; Insecta; Diptera; Drosophilidae
Product: ADP-ribosylation factor-like protein 6-interacting protein 4
Exons: 3
Coding region: 122-574 (150 amino acids)
Source: RefSeq, a predicted model, not a curated record